UUUCUCACUCUCCAUUUCUCCAUGCUUCUGGACUCUUCUUUUCCCAUAGAUCCUUAAAGCUUCGACGCUCAGAUCUUCGAAGUUCUGUUCAAUUUUCCAACUUUUUCCAGUUCAGUUUUCAGUUAUGGAACAGAAGAAACGGAAGAUCUGGACGCAGUCCAUCUUGCUACUAGUCAUCGGCUGCUUCUUUUCUCAGCUCUCCGCUUCUUCUGAUGUGAAAUUGUAUGAGUCAUUCGAAGAUGCAUUUGAGGGGAGAUGGAUAGUGUCUGAAAAAGAGGAUUAUAAAGGAGUGUGGAAACAUUCAAAGAGUGAGGGGCAUGAGGAUUAUGGCCUUCUUGUGAGUGAGCCGGCUAGAAAGUAUGCUAUUGUCAAGGAACUUGAUGAGGUUGUCAAUCUCAAAGAUGGAACUGUUGUACUCCAAUAUGAAGUUCGCCUCCAGAAUGGUCUUGAAUGUGGUGGUGCUUAUAUAAAAUAUCUUCGCCCCCAGGAUGCUGGGUGGGUGGCCAAGGAGUUUGACAAUGAGUCUCCCUAUUCUAUCAUGUUUGGGCCUGAUAAAUGUGGAGCAACUAACAAAGUUCAUUUCAUUUUGAAGCAUAAGAACCCAAAGAGUGGGGAGUAUGUUGAACACCACCUUAAAUACCCACCUUCUGUACCUUCUGACAAACUAACCCACGUUUACACUGCUGUAUUGAAACCUGACAAUGAACUGUCCAUCUUGAUUGAUGGAGAAGAGAAAAAGAAGGCUAACUUCCUCUCCUCUGAAGACUUUGAGCCACCUCUUAUCCCAGCCAAGACCAUUCCUGAUCCUGAUGAUAAGAAGCCUGAGGACUGGGAUGAGAGGGAAAAGAUUCCAGACCCAGAUGCAAAGAAACCAGACGAUUGGGAUGAGGAUGCACCAAUGGAAAUUCCAGAUGAGGAUGCUGAGAAGCCUGAAGGAUGGUUGGAUGAUGAGCCUGAGGAUAUUGAUGACCCUGAGGCCACAAAACCUGAAGAUUGGGAUGAUGAGGAGGAUGGUGAGUGGGAGGCUCCCAAAGUUGAUAACCCAAAGUGUUCUGAGGGCCCUGGUUGCGGGGAGUGGAAAAGACCAAUGAAGCAAAACCCAGCUUACAAGGGAAAAUGGCACGCUCCCCUCAUUGACAACCCCAGUUACAAGGGCAUUUGGAAGCCUAGAGAGAUCCCAAACCCUGAUUACUUUGAACUUGACAAACCCAACUUUGAGCCAAUUGCCGCAGUUGGAAUUGAGAUCUGGACAAUGCAAGAUGGCAUCUUGUUUGACAAUGUCCUCAUAGCUACUGAUGAAAAAGUUGCAGAAUCUUAUAGACAGACUGCAUGGAAGCCUAAGUUUGAUGUCGAGAAAGAGAAACAGAAGGCCGAGGAAGACACAGAUUCUGAUGGCCUCAAAGGCUACCAGAAAGUGGUAUUCGAGCAGCUAUAUAAGAUUGCCGACCUCCCCUUCUUGGGUGAACACAAGGGCAAAGUACUGGAUCUACUUGAGAAGGCUGAGAAACAACCAAACAUCACAAUUGGAGUAAUCGUCUCUGUCAUAAUCGUUGUCCUUACAAUAUUAAUCAAGCUUCUCUUUGGCGGAAAGAAGCAAAUACCUGCUAUACCUGUUGAAGAAUCCAAGAAGAGCGAAGCUGCAGAGAGUUCAAACAGCCAAGGAGCGUCUGACGAGAAGGAAGAGAAGGAAGAAGAGCAUAACGAGGAUGGCGCUGCACCGGCUAGGCGGAGGACUAGGCGUGCUAACUAGGAAUAGGGGAUGAAAAGCACUAGUACAUCUUUUUGACAUUUUUGAAAUUGUAGUUUUUUUCCGUGUAUGCGAUUCAGCAACUCUACAAGGUGUGUUUUCAAAACGAUAGUGUAUAUUAGACUCAAUCUGUUUGGCUUAUCAUUGGCGGCUUAAUUUUGGCCUCUAUAGAACAUUUGUGCAACGGAUAUUUUCUUCUCUUCUAGUAUUUAAUUUAAUGAACGGAUAUUAUUAUUUGGCUUA
Messenger RNA from Ipomoea triloba (trilobed morning glory), 1990 nucleotides. Its product is annotated as calnexin homolog. The record is from RefSeq and is a predicted model, not a curated record. Gene Ontology annotation, molecular function: calcium ion binding. Bases 125 to 1750 code for a protein of 541 amino acids. Gene Ontology annotation, biological process: protein folding. NCBI's taxonomy places the organism in Eukaryota, Viridiplantae, Streptophyta, Magnoliopsida, Solanales, Convolvulaceae. Gene Ontology annotation, cellular component: endoplasmic reticulum membrane; endoplasmic reticulum. The transcript is spliced from 6 exons.